CCUCGCAGCCAUCUUGAGAAAGAAACCAUGUCCUUGUCAGGACGGCGGGUGAAUUUGACCGCCGACUCUCAAACAGGAAAGUUGUCGGGGCAGACAUGCGCAUACUUCCAUUCAUCCAUCCAUCCAUCACAUCACAUCCAAGCAUCGAUAACAUCCUCACCAAGGUGUAUCAACCAAGUUGGCAGAGUCCUGCAACUUGCUGCAAGGCCCCACCUCACAACUCGUGGGACCUAGGUGCGGUGC
Colletotrichum phormii is the source of this 243-nucleotide messenger RNA. RefSeq lists its product as uncharacterized. The transcript has a single exon. NCBI's taxonomy places the organism in Eukaryota, Fungi, Ascomycota, Sordariomycetes, Glomerellales, Glomerellaceae. The coding region runs from base 28 to 234 and encodes 68 amino acids. The record is from RefSeq and is a predicted model, not a curated record.